GUGUCCUACCAGACCCUAACAGACGACGCGCUGUAGUGUCGAAAUAUUUUUGAAAGGGGCUAGAAACCAAGUUUGAAUAUUUCGCGUCAUUAGUCGUCCAAUCUGCAAGGGAAUUGAAGAUGGUGUCGGCCGAGACAGAGGGGCGAACUAUUGGCAACAAGCGAUCUAGAGGAGCCAGUCCUAAUAACGGACACUAUUCGGGAGAUAGUGAAGAAGACGAACGCGAAGGAGGAAAUGGAGGGAUGCGUGUUGGUAGAGAUUAUCAAGCCCAGAUACCACUCUUGACACCAUUAGCAGAUCGCAAACCUGAUCAAUAUGCUGAAAGAGCCCUUCUGGUGUGGUCUCCAACCAAUGACAUACUGGAUGCAAAGUUGGAAGACUACAUCAGUGUGGCUAAAGAAAAGUAUGGAUACAAUUCUGAACAAGCAUUGGGCAUGCUGUUUUGGCAUAAGCAUGAUUUGGAAAAAGCCUUGAUUGAUCUUUCCAAUUUUACUCCCUUCCCUGAUGAGUGGUCAGUUGAAGAUAAAGUGCUCUUUGAGCAAGCAUUUCAAUUCCAUGGCAAAAGUUUCCACAGAAUUAGACAAAUGUUACCAGACAAGUCUAUCGCUGCUCUAGUUCGUUAUUAUUACUCUUGGAAAAAAACAAGAGCGCGAAGCAGUUUGAUGGAUCGUCAAGUCCGCCGUAUGGUUACCCAAAGAACUGGAGAAGAAUCGAAUACUGUUGAGGCUGUUGAACCAGUCGUAGCCGUCGUUGUUCCAAGUGAUAGCGAUGAAGACAAAAAUGAUAACAAAGAUGGAGAUUCUGCCAAGAGUCUAUGCUUAAACUGUGGGAUAAACUGUAGUCAACUUCAAGCUACUGCCAAAGGAGCACUUUGUUCCACCUGUGCUAAUCACCUCAAGCGUACUGGUACGAUGCGUCCCACAACUGGGCCAAUUCGCCGCGACAAGCCUGCAGGACUUGCUUCAUCAGGACGUCACAAAAGAAAGCCUCCUAGGGGAAUGUAUUUAGAUCACGAAGAUUUAGUUACAUUUUGUGGAGAGUCUGAAAUCCAAAGUGACGCUGUGCUGAAAGGAAUGAAUGGUGAAAUAGUUGCUCUCAAGCGCCUGGUGCAGAAAAAUAAACAAGUACUGAGUGUUCUGACGAAAAGAGUGAGUGACGGGCUGUCCUCAUGGAAACCACCCGACAACAGCGGCCGCAUUAACGCUCGAUGGACAAGUGAAGAACUUUUGAUCGCAGUUCAAGGUGUCCGCAAAUACGGUAAAGAUUUCAAAGCAAUCGCUGAUGUCAUAGGUACCAAGAAUGAAGCGCACGUGCGCUUGUUUUUUAUAUCCUAUCGUAAGCGCUACAAUCUUGAUGCUGUUCUUAAGGAAUACGAAGAAGAAAACGGACCCAUUCCCGAAGAUGAAAAGAUGGAAUUGGAAAUGUCGUCAGGUAGUGAAUCAGUCACGCCUACUGGUAGAGGUUCACCGGUCAUGUCUGGGACAACUCCUCAAAAAUCUAGCUCCAAAUCUGUCGCUGUCAGCGCCCCAGCCGCCUCUAAAUAGUGAAAUUGCCGCAUGGGAAACUUACUCUUUCUUUAAUCCUCACCAAUCAGCUGUAACUGUCCGUAGUCUUCGAAGCCAUUGUCUCGCGUCAAUUGGUUUCAACAUUUAAAUUUUUUUCUUCAUUUUUAGAAUCACAACUAGUUACUGAACUAAGACUUUAUGUUGGCUUGGUUACAUUCGCGUAGAUCAAUCUUGUGUCGAUUUUUUACGACUUGAAUAAACAAUGUACUUGCCGUGUA
Messenger RNA from Daphnia pulicaria, 1783 nucleotides. Its product is annotated as REST corepressor 1-like. Gene Ontology annotation, biological process: negative regulation of DNA-templated transcription; regulation of transcription by RNA polymerase II. The transcript has 12 exons. Bases 120 to 1544 code for a protein of 474 amino acids. Gene Ontology annotation, molecular function: transcription corepressor activity. The record is from RefSeq and is a predicted model, not a curated record. Gene Ontology annotation, cellular component: transcription regulator complex; histone deacetylase complex. Lineage: Eukaryota; Metazoa; Arthropoda; Branchiopoda; Diplostraca; Daphniidae.